Vitis riparia (riverbank grape) is the source of this 1371-nucleotide messenger RNA. Its product is annotated as probable pectate lyase 4. The transcript is spliced from 5 exons. Lineage: Eukaryota; Viridiplantae; Streptophyta; Magnoliopsida; Vitales; Vitaceae. Gene Ontology annotation, molecular function: pectate lyase activity. The record is from RefSeq and is a predicted model, not a curated record. The coding region runs from base 16 to 822 and encodes 268 amino acids.
UGAAGAAAGACGAAGAUGGCUUCGCUGCCCUACGCCGAUGUCGAUUCCAACCUCAGAGAUCUCGCCGGAAAGGCUGAGGGAUUCGGCCGAUUGGCCAUCGGCGGCCUCCAUGGCCCCAUCUAUUCCGUCACUACAUUGGCCGAUGAUGGACCAGGAUCACUUCGUGAGGGCUGCCGUAGACAAGAACCACUUUGGAUUGUUUUUGAAAUUUCAGGCACCAUUAAUCUUUCAUCCUACUUGAGUGUAUCAUCUUAUAAGACGGUUGAUGGCCGGGGCCAAAGGAUAAAGUUCACAGGCAAGGGCCUGAGACUCAAAGAAUGUGAGCACAUAAUCAUAUGCAACCUGGAAUUUGAAGGUGGUAGAGGACAUGAUGUUGAUGGCAUUCAAAUAAAACCAAAUUCUAGACACAUAUGGAUAGACCGAUGCAGCCUGCAUGAUUAUGAUGAUGGACUUAUAGAUAUCACCCGCCAAAGCACAGAUAUUACAGUUUCUAGAUGUUACUUCUCACAACAUGACAAGACAAUGCUUAUUGGAGCAGACCCUUCUCACAUUGGGGACAGAUGCAUCCGGGUGACCAUUCACCAUUGUUUUUUUGAUGGAACGCGGCAAAGGCAGCCUCGUGUUAGGUUUGGAAAAGUUCAUCUGUAUAACAAUUACACCAGAAAUUGGAGUGUGUAUGCUGUUUGUGCUAGUGUUGAAUCACAGAUAUACUCCCAAAACAACAUCUAUGAAGCAGGAGAGAAGAAAGUGGCUUUUAAAUAUUAUACAGAGAUGCUUUGUGCUUCGAUUUCUCCAAGUGGGCAAUGCCGCAGACAUUUUUGAGUCGAUUCUGUAGGUUUAGAAGACCAUUUACAGAUGGAAAACAAAAGUCUAAAAGGGCACCAUUCAACAAGGGAAGCAUCAGAUAAUUAGAAGUAAUUUUUAUUUAUUUAUUUGGUAUUUGCUUCCACCAUGAUCUUGUGGUGUUCACUGUGUGAUGUUCAUUUACAUAGUUUUAAGCAGUAGCCAGAAAGUAGACAGUCUUAUUCACUACCAUACACCAUGGAGUACCAAACACUAUGAAGAAUCAAGAAUAAGUGUAGUCAGGCAUUCAGUGAACCUGCUUUGAUCACCGUGCUACUCGAUCACCUGCUUUCUUUUUGGUACCAACAAUUAAGAAUUAUAAGAUAUACUUCAGUAUCUCUGAACAAAUCAAUAGCUUCUUAUGGGUUACUGAAGAAUGUAUAACUCUUUUUGUUCAAUGCAAUGUUUUCUAACACGACGAGAUUGUUUGUGAAGACAGAUUUUUUGCUGGUGGCCAUUAACAAUGUUUGAUUCAACUUCCGGUUGUUAUGACACUCUUGAUAGGCAGCAGACAUGGAGGAGGCAAAG